AUGUCGAAGAGUUCUGGAGGGGACAGAUGGCUAAAUGAGCUUGGUUACAAGCUGGGCCAAACGCUGGGGGAAGGCAGCUAUUCAAAAGUAAGGGUAGCCACCUCAGCCAAGUACAAAGGCCCUCUAGCCAUCAAAGUAGUAGAUCGACGCCGGGCACCCCCUGACUUUGUACACAAGUUUCUCCCACGAGAGCUGUCCAUCUUACGGGCAAUUCGUCAUCCCAACAUUGUACGUGUUUUUGAAUUCAUUGAAGUUUGCAAUGGGAAACUUUAUAUUGUGAUGGAAGCUGCUUCCACUGACUUAUUACAACUGGUGCAACAACUAGGGAAGCUACCCUGCAUCCCGGAAGCUCGAGACAUCUUUCUCCAAGUCGUGAGCGCGGUACGUUAUUUGCAUGACCGAAAUUUGGUGCAUCGGGACCUUAAAUGUGAAAAUGUACUACUCACCGCAGAUGGACGUCGGGCAAAGCUGACUGACUUUGGCUUUGGCAGGGAGUCACGUGGGUAUCCGGACCUGAGCACCACAUACUGCGGCUCUGCUGCUUACGCCUCCCCAGAAGUGCUGCUGGGCAUUCCCUAUGAUCCUAAGAAGUAUGAUGUGUGGAGUCUGGGAGUAGUACUGUAUGUGAUGGUUACUGGAUGCAUGCCCUUUGAUGAUAGCCACAUCCACAGUAUGCCCCGCCGUCAAAAGAAGGGGGUGUUCUAUCCCGAGGGUAUCCCUCCCUUACCUGAACCCUGCAAGUCCCUCAUUGCCCAAUUGCUUCAGUUUAGUCCAGCUUCCCGACCUGGAGUAGGGCAAGUGGCCAAAAACAGCUGGCUGAAAGGAGGAACCUUAAAUAAAGAAACCUCUUCUAAAUAG
Messenger RNA from Pseudonaja textilis, 858 nucleotides. RefSeq names its product testis-specific serine/threonine-protein kinase 6-like. The record is from RefSeq and is a predicted model, not a curated record. Gene Ontology annotation, cellular component: cytoplasm. NCBI's taxonomy places the organism in Eukaryota, Metazoa, Chordata, Lepidosauria, Squamata, Elapidae. Gene Ontology annotation, biological process: intracellular signal transduction; protein phosphorylation; microtubule cytoskeleton organization. Gene Ontology annotation, molecular function: tau-protein kinase activity; ATP binding.